Molecule: messenger RNA, 2021 nt
Organism: Phodopus roborovskii (desert hamster)
Lineage: Eukaryota; Metazoa; Chordata; Mammalia; Rodentia; Cricetidae
Gene: Klhl41
Product: kelch like family member 41
Exons: 6
Coding region: 97-1917 (606 amino acids)
Molecular function (GO): protein binding
Source: RefSeq, a predicted model, not a curated record
UCAGAGCACACUGAUCGGCCUUUUUACAGCCAGACCUGUGUGCAGCAAGGAGCGAAGACCCUCAGUGUCCCCUUCCUUACCCAGGUUCCUCACAGAAUGGAUUCCCAGCGGGAGCUUGCAGAGGAACUCCGGCUUUACCAAUCCACCCUUCUUCAGGAUGGUCUAAAAGAUCUCCUGGAAGAGAAAAAAUUCAUCGACUGCACCCUAAAAGCAGGUGACAAAAGUCUUCCUUGCCACAGACUGAUAUUGUCUGCUUGUAGUCCUUACUUCCGUGAGUAUUUUUUAUCUGAAAUUGAAGAGGAGAAAAAAAAGGAGGUAGUGCUAGAUAAUGUGGAUCCUGCUAUACUUGAUUUGAUCAUCAAAUACCUGUACUCCGCCAGUAUCGAUCUCAAUGAUGGAAACGUGCAAGACAUCUUCGCCCUGUCCAGCCGCUUCCAGAUCCCCUCAGUCUUCACCGUCUGUGUGUCUUACCUUCAGAAGAGACUGGCUCCCGGUAACUGCCUGGCCAUCCUAAGAUUGGGGCUGCUUCUUGACUGCCCCAGACUGGCCAUUUCUGCCCGGGAGUUUGUGUCAGAUCGCUUUGUGCAGAUUUGUAAGGAAGAAGACUUCAUGCAGCUAUCUCUGCAGGAACUGAUCUCGGUCAUUUCAAAUGACAGUCUCAACGUAGAAAAGGAGGAGGUAGUAUUUGAGGCGGUGAUGAAAUGGGUGCGGACAGACAAAGAAAACAGGGCGAAAAAUCUUAGUGAAGUGUUUGAUUGUAUUCGUUUCCGCCUUAUGGCAGAAAAAUACUUCAAAGAUCAUGUCGAGAAAGAUGACAUAAUUAAAAGCAACCCAGAAGUCCAGAAAAAAAUCAAAGUUCUAAAAGACGCUUUUGCAGGCAAACUCCCGGAACCUAGCAAAAGCGCAGAGAAGGCAGGGGCAGAGGGGGUGAAUGGUGAUGUUGGUGAUGAAGACUUACUUCCUGGUUACCUGAAUGAUAUUCCCAGACAUGGAAUGUUUGUUAAAGAUCUCAUCCUCAUGGUCAAUGACACAGCUGCAGUGGCUUACGACCCCAUGGAAAAUGAAUGUUACCUUACUGCCCUGGCAGAGCAGAUCCCCAGAAAUCAUUCCAGUAUCGUUACCCAGCAGAAUCAGAUCUAUGUGGUCGGAGGACUGUAUGUGGAUGAAGACAAUAAAGACCAACCCCUCCAGUCUUACUUCUUCCAGCUUGAUAGCAUAACAUCUGAGUGGGUCGGGCUCCCACCUCUACCAUCAGCCAGGUGUCUCUUUGGUCUGGGAGAGGUGGAUGACAAAAUCUAUGUGGUUGCUGGCAAAGACCUUCAAACAGAGGCUUCGCUAGAUUCCGUCUUAUGCUAUGAUCCUGUGGCUGCGAAAUGGAGUGAAGUGAAAACUCUUCCUAUUAAAGUUUAUGGCCACAGUGUGAUUUCACAUAAUGGAAUGAUAUACUGUCUAGGCGGAAAGACGGAUGACAAAAAGUGUACCAACAGAAUGUUUAUCUACAACCCGAAAAAGGGAGACUGGAAAGACCUAGCUCCAAUGAAAACCCCUCGAUCCAUGUUUGGAGUGGCAAUCCAUAAAGGCAAAAUUGUCAUCGUGGGAGGUGUCACUGAAGAUGGUCUUUCAGCAUCCGUUGAAGCUUUCGACCUCAAGACCAAUAAGUGGGAAGUGAUGACUGAAUUUCCCCAAGAGAGAAGCUCCAUCAGCCUGGUCAGCCUAGCAGGGUCGCUGUAUGCCAUCGGCGGUUUUGCAAUGAUUCAACUGGAGUCAAAAGAGUUUUCACCCACUGAAGUCAAUGACAUAUGGAAGUAUGAAGAUGAUAAAAAAGAAUGGGCUGGGAUGUUGAAGGAAAUACGUUAUGCUUCGGGAGCUAGUUGCCUAGCAACACGCUUAAAUCUGUUCAAACUGUCUAAACUAUAAACAAGAUGACAAAAAAACAAUAGUUUGAGAGGUGGCUUGUUGGGACAAGAGGGCUAUAAUUUAUUGUCUGUCUUUAAGCCUGUACAAUGAUUCAUGCAGGGUUA